UCUUCGGCUGAUCACAUGAAAUACACAAGCGUUGCCAGCAAGCCGGGCGUGCACCCUCAACAGCAUCACUACGCGAUGAUGCGGAACCGCUACCACUCUCACCACUACAACUACCCCGAGCACGACAGUCGGAGCGCUAUGGGCAUUAUUGCUGAACUCGGUUCUGAGAGCAACGCCCAUGGGCUGGCCAAGAUCGUGACAUCAAGGGACACCAAGAGAAAGGUCAUCUGGGCUCUACUGGUGAUUGCGGGAUUCACGGCGGCCACUCUACAACUGUCGCUGUUGGUCCGCAAGUACCUGCAGUUUCAGGUGGUGGAGCUGUCAGAGAUCAAGGACAGCAUGCCCGUACAGUACCCGUCAGUAUCUGUCUGCAACAUUGAACCUAUCUCCCUUCGCACCAUCCGCCGGAUGUACUUCAACAACGAGAGCCAGAACUUAAUCACCUGGUUAAGCUUUAUUCAAAAGUUCAGGUUCGAACAGGAGUCGUUCAUGAACAGCAUCCGGGCGUUCUAUGAGAACUUGGGAGAGGACGCGAAACGGUUGAGCCACGACCUGGAGGACAUGCUGAUACACUGCCGGUUCAACAAGGAGAUCUGCCAGGUGUCGAACUUCACCACUUUCUUUGACGGCAACUACUUCAACUGCUUUACGUUCAACAGCGGCGAGCGGCUGCAGAUGCACGCUACGGGUCCAGAGAAUGGAUUAUCUCUCAUCUUCUCGGUAGAGAAAGAUGACCCUCUCCCUGGGACAUACGGCGUGUACAACUUUGAUAACAACAUCCUGCACAGUGCGGGAGUUCGGGUGGUCGUACAUGCCCCUGGCUCCAUGCCAAGUCCUGUAGACCAUGGUUUUGACAUCCCCCCUGGAUAUUCAUCGUCUGUUGGCCUGAAAGCGGUUCUUCACACACGGCUGCCUUAUCCUUACGGGAACUGUACAGACGACGUACUCAAAGGUAUCAGGAGUUACAAGAAUACCUUCUUCGCCUGUCUGCAGCUGUGCAAACAACGACUCAUCAUCCAGCGGUGUGGCUGUAAAUCAUCGGCGCUACCAGAGGUGCCCAGCUACAAUGCAUCAUUCUGUGGCGCCAUUAAAGACUGGCAAGGUAUUUCUAGAAACCAUUCCAAUGAGACUGAGCACCAGUCAGACGAAGACCGGCCCUUUAUCCCCACACCAGACCUGGCCUGUGAGGAGCGGGAGCAGAAGAACCUCAACAACGACCGAGCUUAUGAGUUGAGUUGUGGUUGCUUCCAGCCAUGCAGCGAGACGUCCUACCUCAAGUCUGUGUCUUUAUCGUACUGGCCGUUGGAGUUCUACCAGCUCAGUGCUGUCGAGAGAUUUUUCAAACAAGAAAGACAAGCUGGUCAGAAUCAUUUCAUGAAGACAGCCUUUGAGUACCUGGAGAAGUUGGCUCACCCCAGUCAGAAGCACCUGGCCAGGAACGACAGCGACAUCAAUGAUAUACUUCUAAGGAGCUACUCUCUGUCAGAGAAGGAGAUGGCCAAAGAGGCAUCUGACCUCAUCCGCCAGAACAUGCUCAGGUUGAAUAUAUAUUUGGAGGACCUGAGUGUGGUAGAGUAUCGACAGCUGCCCGCCUAUGGACUGGCGGAUCUGUUUGCCGAUAUCGGAGGCACCCUGGGUCUAUGGAUGGGCAUCUCUGUGCUGACCAUCAUGGAGCUCAUAGAACUAAUCAUCAGACUUAUCGGCCUCGUCUUCAACUCGGAGAAGGAGCUUCCCAGAGGACCCACCACCAACAGCAACAGCAGCAGCAGCAAUAACAACAACCACAACCAAAGCACUAGCCAGAACCAGCUGUACAAUGGCUACAUGGAGCACGACAGUCAUUAUUCAGACUCGGUGGGAGCCUCGGUGUUUGACUUCAGGCGCGGAGUGGAGUCGCCUGUAUGA
Messenger RNA from Candidula unifasciata, 1905 nucleotides. The record is from the annotation of a GenBank genome assembly. NCBI's taxonomy places the organism in Eukaryota, Metazoa, Mollusca, Gastropoda, Stylommatophora, Geomitridae.